Erythranthe guttata (spotted monkey flower) is the source of this 1514-nucleotide messenger RNA. Lineage: Eukaryota; Viridiplantae; Streptophyta; Magnoliopsida; Lamiales; Phrymaceae. The record is from RefSeq and is a predicted model, not a curated record.
CACUCUCCCUAUACAUACACUCUACUCUCUCUCCGAAGAACUUGCAAUUUAUGUUUUGAUCCGAGUUAAAAACUGCUGUUUGCUACAAUCAGGCGAUUUGAUUUCACGUUUUCACGAUACCAGAGGCCGCAUUAAUUAUAAAUAGAUAGAAAGAUUUUGCAGGGAAAAAAGGUUUUCAAUUGAGAGGUUUUAGGGUUUGCUAAUUCACAAUAUACUGCUGUUGUAUAGGUAGAUUGGGGGUUUUAAUUUUGUUUAGUUCUGGUUGUUAAUAUGUUGGGAGCAGGAGUGCAGUUCAAUAAGAGUAAAAAUGGUGAAGAUCGAUUUUACAGCGCCGCUAGGGCUCGCCGGAGUCCGGAUUUUUUGCGGAGGGCUCAGGGUGACGUCACCUCUAGGCGGAGCCGCCGUGAUGAGCUGCCGCUGGAAAAGUCAAAGCCGGCGGCUCCGGCUUUGCAGCCGGUUCCAGAACCCUCGCCUUUGUGUAAUCUCGAGAGGUUUUUGGAAUCUGUCACGCCUUCCGUCCAAGCGCAGUACUUAUCUAAGAUGACAGUAAGGGAUUGGAGAACGUGCAAUGUCGAGUUUCAACCAUUUUUUGUGCUCGGUGAUUUAUGGGCGUCGUUCAAGGAAUGGAGUGCGUAUGGUGCCGGAGUGCCUUUGGUAUUGGAUGGAAGCGAGGGCGUGGUUCAGUAUUAUGUACCCUAUUUGUCGGGAAUUCAAUUGUACGCUGACUUAUCUAAGAGUACAGCAAAGUCAAGGUAUCUCUGUCUAUUCCACCACGUAUAUUUCAUUUUGAAACUUGGUGAAGAAAGUGACGGUGAAUACUCCAGGGAUUCUAGUAGUGAUGGAAGCAGUGAUGGCGAACAAGAUAGAGGUGGCUUUAAUUAUUCAAAUAAGCAACUUACUUAUCUUCAAGAAGGCUUUUCUAGCGAUGAAGGUGAAUCCGAAAGUUCACGGAGUUGCUUGUUAUUUGACUACUUUGAACGUGACAAACCAUAUUGUAGGGAGCCUUUGGCAGACAAGAUAUCCGAUCUUGCUCGUAAAUUCCCAGAACUAAAAACACUCAGAAGUUGUGAUUUACUUCCAUCGAGUUGGAUUUCUGUGGCAUGGUACCCCAUUUACAGAAUACCAACGGGGCCAACUCUUAAAGAUUUGGAUGCUUGCUUUCUAACCUUUCAUUCUCUUCACACUCAUAUGACAGGUAUACCUAAAACCGUUUCUCUGCGAAAUGAAGCGAUGCAUCGGCCAAUUGUGACAUAUCCAUCUGAGAGUGACGGUGUUCCACAGAUUUCACUCCCAGUAUUCGGCCUUGCUUCGUAUAAAUAUAAAGAAUCGCUGUGGACCCCACCGAAUGUCGGGAAUCAGGGGCAGAUAGCGGAAUCUCUCUUGCAAGCUGCUGAUAAUUGGCUGAAUUUACUACAAGUUAAUCACCCCGAUUUCUCUUUCUUCUGCCGUAGAUAAAUUUUUAUUGUAGUGUUGUUUAAGUUACGAGGCGAAACAUAAUUCUACCAGAAAAAAAU